UAUACAGCUUCUCUCUGCUUUCAAGGUCCAUACUAAUUCUUCCCUUCUUUUCUAUCUAGAUUGAACGUAACAACCAUGGCUAUCCGUAUGCCUCGUAUAAUCAAGAAGUCUUCAACAGGUGGAGAUGUUCCCAAGGGCCAUUUUGUUGUGUAUAUUGGGGAGAAGCAGAAGAAGAGAUUUGUAAUCCCUAUAUCAUUUUUGAGCCAACCUUUAUUUCAAGACUUGCUUAGUCAAGCUGAGGAAGAAUUUGGCUUUGAUCAUCCAAUGGACGGUGUCACAAUUCCCUGCAGUGAGGAUUUUUUUGUUGAUCUCACAUCUCGCUUGAGGAAAUGACAAGGAAAUUAGUCCCUUUUUUUUCUUACACAAAUUUGUAAAGCUGUAAAGCAGGAACACAGUGUACAGUUCAAUAGUUAGAAGAAACACUAGUUAGGCUAAUGAGUUUAGCACAUAAAGAAUGGAUG
Molecule: messenger RNA, 461 nt
Organism: Solanum verrucosum
Lineage: Eukaryota; Viridiplantae; Streptophyta; Magnoliopsida; Solanales; Solanaceae
Product: auxin-induced protein 15A-like
Exons: 1
Coding region: 76-333 (85 amino acids)
Biological process (GO): response to auxin
Source: RefSeq, a predicted model, not a curated record